This is a messenger RNA of Fusarium pseudograminearum CS3096, 3594 nucleotides long. RefSeq lists its product as uncharacterized. The transcript is spliced from 3 exons. The record is from RefSeq and is a predicted model, not a curated record. Gene Ontology annotation, biological process: protein phosphorylation. Gene Ontology annotation, molecular function: ATP binding; protein binding; protein kinase activity. Bases 1 to 3594 code for a protein of 1197 amino acids. NCBI's taxonomy places the organism in Eukaryota, Fungi, Ascomycota, Sordariomycetes, Hypocreales, Nectriaceae.
AUGGCCGGCAUUCAGGAUAAUGAGAUAAGGGGUAAACUCGAGGACCCGAUCAUCAGGCCUAGUGAGGACAAGGCACCAAAAAGUCCCCCUACACGCGAUAUUGAUAUCGAUCACUCCCCUGACUUCGUUUCCCUAUUGUCUCUACUUGACCAGUACUUCAACAAUGAAUAUUUCCCAGCAGAUGGAAAGACUCCCAGAAUCUUAGCAUCUCAGUAUCCGGCACUGGCGAUGCAAGGUGCCAGCCUUGGACAUGGACGUACGUAUUCUGUCUGGCGAUUGCCUUACAAAGGAUCUCUAUAUGCCGUCAAGCGCCCCCGAUUAUCCGAAAGGAGUUAUAACGGGGCAUUAAAACUCAUGCUUAACGAAUUGAGAGUUUUGACUCUUCCGCCUUUGGUAUCCCAUCCAAACAUUGUAGGUUUGGUAGGUGUCGGGUGGGAAUAUCAGCCAUAUUUCGAAGCGAAUGGCGCAUCUUUACCAUAUCUCAUCGUUGAGUAUUGCGAAUAUGGUACACUUGCAGAACUUCUCGCCAGAGUGGAUGAUUUGGAUCUUCAAGUCAAGCAGAGACUGAUUCUGGAUGUCUCAUGUGGGCUCUCAGCAUUACACCAAGUUGGUAUCGCGCACUGUGAUGUGAGAUGUGAGAACGUCCUCAUUGCACCGCAUCCACAGCGACGUUAUGUAGCCAAGAUAACCGAUUUUGGCUCAGCAACCACUGAUGUUGGCGACCUUAACGAUCUGGAUGAAGCCGGAGCACCUCCAGUUUCUUUUCCUUGUUGUGCACCAGAAGCCUAUGAUUUUGUUGAAACAUGUCAUUUGAAACUACUCGAUAUUUAUUCUUUUGGUAUAGUAGCCCUUUCAACACUAUUGGGUGUGUACAAUCCGUUUGAGAAGUGCUUUUCCGCCUUGAAGACUUCAUCUUGGGAAGUUAGCUUUGAUCAAGAUCUGACAAGUUACCUUAUGGACGAUACAGUGGAUAUACGAGAGAGAGUUCUACAUGUCAAGAAAAACAGCUUCACUGAGACAGUUAUGCUGUGGGUCGUGAGAAGAGAAAUCGUGGCAGAGGGCUUGCACCAUGACCUGUUAGACAAGUUUAUCGAGGCAACAUUGAAUAUAGAUCCACAGGCAAGAGAUAUGGCCACUGCCACUGAACUCAUCCAGAGGUUACUCUCCUCAGAUUCCCCUUCAAGCAGCAUACCACCGGAAGAAGGCAAAAAAAGCACAAGCAUGGCUGGUGAGACUGGGAAGCUUUACGAAAAACAUGUCUGGCAACCGCAUUUCCUUCAAAUGAACACUCGCUUUCAAAGCUUCCCGCUGGUGGCGAGAAAGAAGUUCAUGUUAGACCUUGAGGAGCGAUUCCAUAAGUUUUCAUCUCCCGUCUAUCUUAUAAUGCUGGCGCAUUACUCCCUCCAUGGAGUUGGUUCAGGUUCUGCUCUUCCACAGUCUUCUGGUCUUGACUUUCUAGGCCAAGAAGCCGCAAUUUUUGAUGACGAGGAGAACGACCCUUCGCUAUGGUUCACCGUCUCGAGAUACUUCCAUGCCUUGGGGUCUCCGCUCCCGGAAAUAUCGCCGGAUGCGGAGAUCCUACACCUCUCUUUAGCAGCAAACUCAGGAUCGGUAGUCGCCAUGGAAGUAUUGAGGAGACGUUCUCCGCAGACUUAUUGGGAUAUUAAGAACAGCAUAUCCUGGGAGCUGAGAGGUUUGAACAAGGUAUUUCCACGCAUUGCCUGCAAUAUCGAACCGAUCCAGGAAUUCUACGAUAAUGUCUCAUGGUCCGAUUGUGACUGUGAUCAAAAGGUUGAGUUGCUCAAGAAUUUGCAAAAAGCUUGGGAGGACACGGACCUCUUUCAGCAGACUAAAGAAACCAUGCUUCAUGCUACUGCUGCUCAUGGAUGCCUGGAUAUUGUUGCUGACCUGAUCAAAUAUGAGCUAUUUCAGGUCGAGGUUAGGAAUGUGGACGGACAGACUCCUCUACUUCAAGCCUGUCUUGCUGGUCGAUAUGAUAUGGUUCAGCUUCUAGUAGACAAGGGCGCAGACAUGACGAUCCGAGAUGCGCGUAACGAAAAUUGUCUGCACUACACCUCGUCCUUCCCCCACGCCUACGUUGCCAAAUUCGUUGAAUUGGCUCUCAGCAAAGGCGUUGGUGUCAACGACAUGUGCAGCAGCAACCCCCUCGCGGUUCAGCAAUCCGCAGAAAGAACUUAUUGUCCUGGGACACCGUUACAUCGAGCCAUUUAUGCAAACUCGCUGGCUGCAGUAUCAGCCUUGCUACGCCACGGUGCUGACCCCAAUCUUGGAGCACCUGAGUGGGAUAGGGCAGAUAUAAAGCCAAUAGCCUGGAUUGGCGCGUCCACUAUCAGAAGUGCCAUCACACCACUGCAAUUAGCCGCCAAGUUGGCCUAUUCUGACAUUCUGGAUUCGAUGCUGGAAGCCGCACCCACUGCAGCUACCAUGCACGAUGCAGAUGGAGGAACACUGCUCUGCGCAGUUGAUGAAGACGCUGCCUACGGGUAUUACCUCCAUGGCAAGAAAUAUCCCGAGGCUGUGGCCUCCACCGUGUCUGUACUCAAGAAUCGGGGCGCCGAACUCUCCAAGGCCCUCAAGACCCAAGUUUCUCAUGUGUCAUCAAUAGCCUUCGCCUGCUACGCAAACCGAGUUGACUUGCUCAAAGCAUUAGUAGUGUCCUCCCCCAAGACCGAGUUGGACGUUGCAACAAAGUUCUCGAUUUCUCCACCUCGAAGAAUGAAACCCCUUCACCAUGCUCUGAAACACGGCAACGAAAAGCUCGUUCAAGCUAUCCUAGACGCUGGCGCUUCAUGCAAAGAGGUUGAAGUUGACAACGACUUUGAGGGAACUAUCUUCAUGGCGCUUUGUGUUGGUAUGCCAAAUGGGGUCUCGCUUGCUGCACUGCUCGCGGACAACGGUGCAGCUAUUGACAUCGGUAGUCCAGCGAAUCUCACGCCUCUGUUCGCUGCUGUUAUUGCCAGUCAGUUUGAAUUGGCAGAUUUCUUGAUUUCUCGGGGUGCUGAUAUUUGUCGUCGCAUCGACCACUGCAAUCUUUUGUGGUGGAUGCUCGAGCGGCUGGAUGAGCCUGGAGAAAGGCAACUCACGUACGCCAUGGACAGGAUGGGUUCUGGAUGGGACACUUUUCUCACCAAUAAUGAGGUCAAAUCAUCGGUUUUCAUGGACGUGGCAUACCGAACUUCCAAGGCGUCGAACACAAUCCGCUGGCUAAUGAAAUACUUCUUAGCAAAAUUCGCAAACCCAGCUUUUCGAGACUAUCACACCCCUCAAAGCUUAAAUGCCCUUGACAUAGCCAUCAGCUUGUCUAAUUUUGAUGCCUGUGAGGUUUUGGUUGCGGCUGGUGCUCUGCAAGAUGAGAAAGAUUGGGAGCGAACUCUGCAAUAUGCAGGGGAAUGUGUUUUUGCGCCGAUUCCGGAUACUGUCAAAGAAGCUGGUAUGUCGGCAAUUCGGAGACUCAAAGAUGAUCGACUUAUGAUAGUGGAGAUUUUACAGUCGCGGGGGAAAUUGAAGAGAGAGGUAUUCCUGGGAUUUUAUAUAGAUGGGAAGCUAUUAACACCAGGGCUUAAACUUGCGUAA